This is a messenger RNA of Phytophthora sojae, 3459 nucleotides long. Its product is annotated as pleiotropic drug resistance protein ABC superfamily. Lineage: Eukaryota; Oomycota; Peronosporomycetes; Peronosporales; Peronosporaceae. Bases 1 to 3459 code for a protein of 1152 amino acids. Gene Ontology annotation, molecular function: ABC-type transporter activity; ATP hydrolysis activity; ATP binding. The record is from RefSeq and is a predicted model, not a curated record. Gene Ontology annotation, cellular component: membrane. The transcript has 4 exons.
AUGGUCUCCUCAACCCCCAGCACUGGAAGCGAACAACAAGAAAUCCUGUACGACAAUGGCGCGACUCUCAUGGCGUCGGGGGCCUUGGCACUGCACGAUCACGUGGCUUCACGGAUGCAAGCAGCGCUUGGGCGACGUCUCCCUCAAGUGGAGGUCCGGUAUAAGGACGUGUCCAUCUCGGCCAACAUCGUCGUGAAGGACGCGGCCCAAGUGGAAGCGGAGCUGCCUACAAUCGCCAACGUGAUCAAGCAAAGCGCGCGCAGUGUCGGAGGCAAGCGGCACGUGGUCCAGAAGAGCAUCCUGCGCAAUGUGAGCGGCGUGUUCAAGCCUGGAACUAUGACGCUGGUGCUCGGCCAGCCUGGGUCCGGCAAGUCUUCGCUCAUGAAGCUCCUUAGUGGGAGGUUCCCCACCUCCAGGAACGUUUCCAUCGAGGGUGACGUGGCGUUCAAUGGUUCAUCCCCAUCUACCGACUUUGACGGUCAAGAGACGCUCGAGUUCGCGCACGGCUGCAACGGCGGAGGGUUGUCCAAGCGCGACCAGCAGCGUCUUGUCCACGGCAGUCCUGAGGAGAACCAAGCCGCCCUGGAGGCAGCCCGAGCGCUGUACAAGCACCACCCUGACGUUAUCAUCCGUCUAUUGGGCCUCGAGAACUGCCAGAACACUAUCGUGGGGGACGCGAUGCUGCGCGGCGUGUCGGGCGGCGAGCGCAAGCGCGUGACGACGGGCGAGAUGGCGUUCGGCAACAAGUUUGUAUUGUUGAUGAACGAGAUCAGCACGGGACUCGACAGCGCCGCAACGUUCGACAUCAUCUCGACGCAGCGCAGCCUGGCUAAAGCCUUCGGUAAGACCGUGGUGAUCUCACUGCUGCAGCCGUCGCCCGAGGUCUUUGAGCUCUUCGACGACGUGCUGCUCUUGAACGAUGGCUACGUCAUGUACCAUGGACCUCGCUCGGAGGCACAGAAUUACUUUGAAGACGUGGGCUUCAAGUGUCCUCCGAGCCGCGACGUAGCCGACUUCUUGCUGGAUCUAGGCACCGACAAGCAGCGUCAGUAUGAAGUGGGCCCUAUCCCGAGGACGGCGGCCCAGUUCGCGGAUGAGUUCGAGACGUCGGACACCCACAAGCGUAUGAUGAACCAUCUCCACUCUCCAGUAGACCAAGAGCUCCUGGAAGACGGCAAGACCUACAUCGAUUCCACUCCGCAGUUCCAGCAGGGUUUCUUCACCGGCACUGCUACAAUCGUAGCUCGGGAGCUGAAGGUGCUCGCCCAAGACUCGGCAGCAGUCAAGAGCCGGGCAUUCAUGGCUUUGGUCCUCGGGCUGCUGUACGGCACGGCGUUCUACCAGUUCGACGAGGUGAAUUCCCAGGUGGUCAUGGGCCUGGCGUACUCGGCCGUUGACACGCUGUCAGUGGCCAAGUCGGCCAUGAUCCCGACCAUCCUCGCAACGCGCGACGUCAUCUACAAGCAACGCGGCGCCAACUUCUACCGGACUUCGUCUUUUGUGAUCGCGAGCUCGGCCAAGCAGAUCCCCGUGGUGCUGAUGGAGACGCUGCUCUUCGGGUCGAUCGUCUACUGGAUGUGCGGGUUCGUGGCCAGUGCUCAGAGCUUCGUCCUGUACCAAGUCGUGCUGUUCCUCGUCAACAUGGCGUACGCCGCGUGGUUCUUCUUCAUCGCGUCCGUGUGUCCCAACAUCAACGUGGCGAACCCGAUCUCGCUGCUGUCGUUGCUCUUCCUCGCGACCUUCUCCGGGUUUCUCAUCACUAAGGAGUCGAUCCCCGUGUAUUUGUCGUGGAUCUACUACAUCAGUCCGCACGCAUGGGGGAUCCACGCCGUCGCGGUGAACCAAUACCGGGACUCGCGCUUCGACACGUGCGUGUACGUUGGAGUGGACUACUGCGCGGAGUACGGCAUGCAGAUGGGCGAGUACAUGCUCAGCGUCUACGGCGUGCCCAGCGAGAAGUACUGGCUGUGGGUGUCUCUGAGAGAUAACUACGCUCUCGUAACUACGCCCAAGGCUGCGACUAAUGCGCUGAACAACGAGCAAGAUGUGAUCCUGUCCGUGACGCGCUCUACCGAGAAGAACUUCGUUCCUGUGACGCUGGCCUUCAACGACUUGUGGUACUCCGUGCCGGAUCCGACGAACGCCAAGUCUAGCAUUGAUCUGCUCAAUGGUGUGAGUGGGUUUGCCCUACCAGGCACGAUCACUGCGCUGAUGGGGUCUUCCGGCGCUGGAAAGAUGACGCUCAUGGAAGUCAUCGCUGGACGGAAGACUGGGGGGACAAUCCGAGGCGACAUCAUGCUGAAUGGGUAUCCUGCCACGGAUCUCGCUAUUCGUCGAGCCACGGGCUACUGCGAGCAGAUGGACAUCCACUCCGACGCGUCAACGUUCCGUGAGGCGCUGAUGUUUAGUGCCUUCCUGCGCCAAGGUGCCGACGUUCCUGACAGCCAGAAGUACGACUCGGUGAACGAGUGCCUCGAGCUGCUGGACUUGCACCCGAUCGCCGACCAGAUCAUCCGCGGCAGCUCCACGGAGCAGAUGAAGCGCCUGACCAUCGGCGUGGAGCUGGCGGCGCAGCCCAGCGUGCUGUUCCUGGACGAGCCCACGAGCGGCUUAGACGCUCGAUCGGCCAAGCUCAUCAUGGACGGCGUGCGCAAGGUGGCGGACACGGGGCGCACCGUUGUGUGCACGAUCCACCAGCCGUCGGCUGUGAUGUUCGAAGUGUUUGAUAGUCUGUUGCUGCUAAAGCGCGGUGGAGAGAUGGUCUUCUUUGGGGAUCUCGGUGCGAAGGCGACCAAGCUGGUCGAGUACUUCGAGUCCAUCGACGGUGUGGCGAAGCUGGAGAAAGACUACAACCCAGCGACGUGGAUGUUGGAGGUCAUCGGCGCAGGAGUAGGCAACGACAACGGCAACAAGACCGACUUCGUACACAUUUUCAAGUCAAGUGUCCAAGCUCAGCAACUCGAAGCGAACUUGAAGCGUGAGGGAGUGACUCGACCUUCGCCGAAUGUACCAGCACUCGUAUUUGGCAAGAAACGCGCAGCCGGCAACCUGACGCAGGCCAAGUUCCUGAUCAAGCGCUUCUUCGACCUCAGCGUCGUGCCCAUAUCCAUCCAAGAACGCGCCUCAUUCUACCGCGAGCGGUCGUGCGAAUCAUACAAUGCGUUCUGGUACUUCGUCGGCGCCACACUCGUCGAGAUCCCGUACUGCUUCUUCGAGUCGCUGCUCUUCAUGGUCAUCUACUACCCGAUGGUCGGCUUCACCGGUGACACGCAGUUCUUCGCGUACUGGUUGAAUCUGACGGGGCUUGUGGUGCUGCAAGCGUACUUCGGCCAAUUGCUGGCCUACUUGGCGCCCAACCUGGAGGUGGCGUCGGUGUUCGUCAUCCUCGUCAACUACGUCUGGAUCACGUUCACGGGCUUCAACCCCCCGGUUGCCUCCAUCCCCCAGGACUAUCGAUGA